AUGCCGAAACGAUCGUCACAAACAACGCCGAACCCAGGCUACUACAGUCCAGACCCCAUGACUCCCACCUUCUCUCCUCCUGGCGAGUACACCGAGUUUCAGACCCUCCGUCCCGAUACUCCAGGAAGCAUGGGUCGAUACUCGGUCGUCAGCAGCCACCUUGACAAGUACGACCGCGAGGGGGCACUCACCCCUCAAGCACAGGCGCUACUGCCCUCGGACGAAGCAGGCGCCGGUCACCGAUCCAGCACCUACUACUUUGAGAAGGACGCCGCUGCUGGCAUUGCCGGCCCCGAGGCCCUUCACCAAUACACCGGUCGACGCGGCCAGGGCUACAACCCCGCCGCCAACGCCGCCACUCUCGAGGGCGGUCUCCCAGCCAAGAAGCGUGCCGGCUUCAUCCGACGUAGACCCAUCCUCUUCGGUCUCCUCGUCUUGCUCCUCCUCGUCGCCGCGGGUGUAGGUGCCGGCGUCGGUGUCUCUCAAUCACACAAGUCCAAUGACAAGAACCUCUCCUCCAACAGCGGCAGCAACAACAACGCAGGCUCCUCCACCGGAUCCUCCUCCUCGUCCUCCAACAACAACAACCAAGGCAGUGGUACUUCCACCGCGCCCGCUCCUCCCAAGAUCACACCCUUCCCCAAAUACAGCUGGACAGACGUCAACACAAAAGCCUUCGGUGUCAGUCUCGGCUCAUGGCUCGUUCUCGAGCGAUGGCAACUCGAGGAUUGGAUGGUUCAACAGGGCGGUGCAAACGCCUGGGAUGAGUGGAGCUUCACCCAGAACCUUGGCAACAACGCCGCUUCCGUCCUUCAGCAGCAUCAAAAUACCUGGGUCACCGAGGCCGACAUGGACACGCUGCAAAACAGCGGUAUCAACAUUGUCCGUAUCCCCAUUCCCUUCUGGGCCUUUAUCCCCACCGUUUCCGGCGAGCCGUACUACAACGACAUGACCGUGUACCAGAACCAGCUGGACAAGAUGCUUCAGUGGUGCUACGACCGCGGAAUGUACGUCAUGCUCGAUCUCCACGCCAUGCCUGGUUCUCAGAACGGCGAUCAGUCCUCGGGCCACAACACCACCAACAUUCAGUGGUUCACUCAAGCCAACCAGGAUCGCUCCGAUACCUUUGUCAAGAACGUCCUCUCUUGGGCUACCGGCAGCAACCUCAGCUCCAUCAUCAACGCCAUUGGUGUCGUCAAUGAGCCUCGCAUCCUCAUCGACAACGGUUGGAACACGAUCAAUCAAACUCGCUUCCAGACCACCCAAAGCUUUUACGAACGCAGCUACCAGGCCUGCGUCCAGGCCGGAAUCCCCAUGACUUUCCACAACGGUUUCGCGCCCGGCUCCGUCACGGACAAGAUGAACACCUGGAGACCUUUCAUCAGCGGAAAGAACCCCAACAUGCUCAUCUACGAGGACCACCCUUACCCGGGCUGGUUCAGCACGCCGGAGCCCAGUGCGGACCAGAUCCAGACCUCGGUUUGCGAGUACGGCUCUGCAGGCAACUCUCUUGGCAUUCCCAUCCUCAUGGGCGAGUUCUCAGCGAUUCAGAACGUCGGCUCGGCGAGCUACUCGAAGACCUACCUCCAGAUGCAGCUCGCCACCUACGGUUGGUCGGCAGGCUCCAUCUUUUGGAAUUUCAAGGCCAACUCGUCCACCACGCAGGUGCUCGCCUUGUCUGACAACCUCAUGCAGCUCUACUCGUACGUGGACUUGCUUCAGGCUGGCACCAUGCCCAACCCAGGAAAGGGCGGCAACGUCCGCAACUUUUACACCAACCUGCCCAACCCAUGCGGUGGCUUCCAGACCUACGGCUGGGCAAACCCUGCACAGUAA
Messenger RNA from Pseudozyma hubeiensis SY62, 1836 nucleotides. Its product is annotated as exo-beta-1,3-glucanase. The coding region runs from base 1 to 1836 and encodes 611 amino acids. The transcript has a single exon. Gene Ontology annotation, molecular function: beta-glucosidase activity. Gene Ontology annotation, cellular component: cell surface; extracellular region. The record is from RefSeq and is a predicted model, not a curated record. NCBI's taxonomy places the organism in Eukaryota, Fungi, Basidiomycota, Ustilaginomycetes, Ustilaginales, Ustilaginaceae. Gene Ontology annotation, biological process: glucan catabolic process.